Messenger RNA from Asparagus officinalis (garden asparagus), 2263 nucleotides. RefSeq names its product nudix hydrolase 2-like. Gene Ontology annotation, molecular function: NAD binding; NADH pyrophosphatase activity; ADP-ribose diphosphatase activity. The transcript has 8 exons. The record is from RefSeq and is a predicted model, not a curated record. NCBI's taxonomy places the organism in Eukaryota, Viridiplantae, Streptophyta, Magnoliopsida, Asparagales, Asparagaceae. Bases 109 to 960 code for a protein of 283 amino acids.
GGGAACCAUUUUUCGUAUGCAGGCUCAGUCCAGCGACCGAAUUGUGGCCUUUCAAAAAACUAGAGCUCAGAUUCAAUAUGUUUCCAAUUUUUCUAAUGGUUCGAUUCGAUGCUCAGAUCUCGAUCUCGAGCUCUGCUCGUCAAAACUCUAGCUCUCCGCCUUCCUCUCAACCACACCCUUGUCCAAUCCUUUCCCCAAAUCUCUUCUCUUUCCAAUUCGCUCCGACUCCAGCUAGGGAUUCAUAAAGGGUUUAAGAGAAUCGUGACGAGUGAAUUGGGCAAGUCUUCAUCAGUGAUGGCUGAUAGAGUGGAGAAUCUUAAAUUGCUAACUGCAGUGAAUGAUCACCAUGGAGGUGUCGUUGUUGAGUUGAAGGCUCCCAUGGAUGCUGCUGCUUUUGUACAGUCGUUGAGAGCAUCGAUUGCUUACUGGCGGCAGCAGGGGAAAAAAGGUGUUUGGAUAAAAUUGCCAAUUGAACUUGCAAAUCUUGUUCAACCAACCGUCGAGGAAGGAUUUUGGUACCACCAUGCAGAACCCAGUUACUUGAUGCUUGUAUAUUGGAUCCCAGCUACCCCACAUACAUUACCUGUAAAUGCUUCUCACAGAGUGGGUGUUGGUGGUUUUGUGGUCAACAGUAAGAAAGAGGUGCUUGUGGUUCAGGAAAAGACCGGCAUGUUGCAAGGUUCAGGCAUAUGGAAGUUUCCUACGGGAGUAGUUGAUCAAGGUGAAGAUAUAUUUGCUGGAGCAAUGAGAGAAGUGAAAGAAGAGACAGGAAUUGACACUGAAUUUGUUGAAGUCCUUGCAUUCAGGUUCUCAUCUUCAGCUUCCAAGCUCUCGUCUACCAAGGCUCUUGACUGGUUCCCAUCAGCUCCAGCUCUUAACUGGUUCCCAUCAGCUCCAGCUCUUAACUGGUUCCCAUCAGCUCCAGCUCCUGACAGAUCAGAUGCACUGUUCACGAGGUGACACUGUUCAUACGGGAAGUUACCCACUCUGAUACCAUGAAAGAAAAGAUACAGAGAGGAAAACUCUCUUUUUUAUUGUAUAUAUUAAUAUGAAUUACAUCAGUAUUUAAAUAGGAUAGGGCUUAAGACAAGGUUCCUAAAUUAAGGAACAGAAAAUAGUAAAAAAGAGGAAAAAACAAGGAAACAAUUAAAAAUAGAAAUAUCCUAUUAAUUCAAAUUCUAAUUUCCUAGUUCUAUGGAAUCAGAUUUCCUAACUUUCCUACAAUGUGUGAUUGAUAAGAUAUGAAUCUAGGUUGCUUGAAUCUAGCUAGGUGAUUAUGGUGUAUGGUCACUACCACUUCACCAAGAAUCUCAAGUCAUGGUCAGAAUUGAGGAUUAUUAUUUUAUUUUUUCUACAGUCAAGUUGGAUUUAAGGUUGCCCUCAACUCAUCAUCAAGAUUUUGGUGGUAACAGUUGAUCGUCAUGGUUUUGUGACAGCCGCUGCAUACAGGAAGGUUGUGUGGGCUGUUAUUGAUUUGGCAGGUAGCCCAUGGGUAUUCAAAUGGAGGUUUAUUCACCAAAGGCCCAAUAGUAGGAAGUGCUUUUAAUGAUUAUGUGGAGUAUAACCAUGCAUCCAAAAGGAUAGAAUAUGAUGGAUGGGGAUACCUUGGUGGACCCAAGACCUAAUGGCUUGAUGAGUUUUUUGGUCACAAAUUGUAGCCAAGUCAUACGUAAGUUUAUCUAUAAAUCUUCUGAAUUAACUUAUCUCCUUGAGAUCAUAUAGAUAUGAUUUUAAUAAUUUGAACUGGUCGAAUAAUUUAGCUUUCAUUCUUUUCCCUCGUCGGUGCACUGUACACAUAAAUGUAAGCUUCCUUAUAGUUUUUUCGGUAUUUCAAUUAAUUUAAUCUGGUGGAAUGUAUUUAAUCUUAUGAUAUGUUCUUCCUUAUCAAAGUUCUGCAUAGUUUUCUUCCAAUCAUGCACCUUCUUUUUCAUCUAUUGCUGUUUGGAAAAGUAAACGUGACAAAGAAUGCCAUGUGAUUACCAUUAUGGCAGUAUCUCAUAGGAGUUGGCCUGUAGUUAUACACUUCAUAAUGACAUGGUUGUUUAUCUGUUAGUUCCCGUAUAAUGGCAUUUCAUUAAUAUGCUCCCUUAUCUUUUUUGUUACUAUACCUAGCAAAAACAUCCACCAGAGUAACUUCUUUCCAAUUUGCUAGAGUAUUCCGGCAGUAGAAGAUGGUUCUGUUCUUUUAUUUUCUAGUUUCUUUAGUGCUAGACUUGGCAAAAUAGUAUGAGUUUCCUUGUGAAUAUUGUUGUUGGGUGUUGGU